Messenger RNA from Triticum aestivum (bread wheat), 2119 nucleotides. RefSeq lists its product as uncharacterized. The transcript has 4 exons. NCBI's taxonomy places the organism in Eukaryota, Viridiplantae, Streptophyta, Magnoliopsida, Poales, Poaceae. The record is from RefSeq and is a predicted model, not a curated record. Bases 169 to 792 code for a protein of 207 amino acids.
UGGCUAAAUAAACCAAAUACAAAUAGAAAUAUCUGGAUCUGGGCGACGUUCUUCCCCAGUUCUCCUUCUCAAAUCCCUAGAUCGACCCCUAGAUACAGGCUGGGUCUUGACAAUCCCCUCCCGGUUCUUCUCUGAUUUAUCGUCCCCGUCUCUCCCUCUCCCCGAUCCAUGGUGGGAUCCUCCGUCGUGUACACGUCCUGCAGGCCUUCGUCGUGUACACGUCCUGCAUCCUUCCUCCACCACCCAGCCGACCAGGCCCAUCUCGGUGACCAGCCCGGGCUGCUCCCCGACGGCAGUGGUGACGGCAACUCCUCUCAUCUGAAAGGGUGCGGGGAGAGGUGUGUGGGCGCCGAGAUGUUUGCGACGGUUGCGCGGUGGGCGGAGAAGAAAGGGAAGCCCAAGAUGGCGCCGAUCGAGCUCACGACAACGGCGGAGCAGGCGCAGUCCAUCACCCGCACCAUCUUCGAUGUCGUCAAGGAGCACGGGCCCCUCACCAUCUCCGACGUUUGGGAGCACGUCACGGAUGUAGGCCCGAGGGGUUUGACAAGCAAGAGGCAGAUGAAGAUCAUGCUGCGGUGGAUGAGGGAGAAGCAGAAGCUCAGGCUCAUUUCUGACCAUGAUGGGCCUCACAAGCAAUUCCUCUACACGACAUGGUUCACCAACCCCAAGAAUGCGCCACAGAGGCCCAAGAGGGAGCUCAACAGGGAGAGCCUAGUGGCGGCGUGGACGAGACGGAGGAAGCGGUGUAUGAGGUGGUGCUGCGGCAGGCCGCGAAUGGUGGAGCACGUGUAGGGGCGGAGAGCAAGGCGUGGCACACGGCGCCGGUGUUGAUGCAGGUAGUGGACAUCGUGAGGAUCCCGCCGCUGGCGGUCCGCCACGGCAUGCCAGGCGGCAGGGUCGAGCGGUACUCCCUGGUGCUGUCCGACGGCCUGCACACAAUGGAGAUCAAGCUCAUCACGCCCCUAAGGCAUCUCGUCAGGGACGGCUGUGUCCGCCAGGCCUCCGUCGUGCGCCUCCUCUGGUACUGCAUCAUCUUUGGGAGUAAUAGGUUAACGAAACACACGGCUGCAGGGCACCAUGCUAUAAGUCGUUCCAUCUACUGGACUCCAAGUGAUGGCUCUCCAUUCAGAUGUAUUCAGUGGUUUGGCUAUUGUGGUCCCAUACCUGAAUCGUGCGUCCUGUCUACCUGCCUUGUUGUCAUCAACAUAGUUGGGUUCAAGAUUUCACAGACCUGAAUUGUCACCAAAAAGCACCUGUCAAUUACAUGCAGUAUCUUAGAAAAAUCUUCUUGAAAAUUGUUGAGGUUAAGCGUUAGUCUGAUGGCGCUGGUUUACCAUGUGACUGCAGUUACUGUACACAUUUUAAUUAUUUUGCUAGCCUUUUUCAAAAUAUUUCUCAAAGUAACUUGAUGCAACCUGACCUUCAUCAUUGCAGGGACCACUGUUAUUAUUAGUGGACCUGGUAUCGGCAUCCUAGUACAGUUUGACAAGGUCCACCUUCCCUUCCACUACCACAUGCAUACCUCUAUGAGCAGAACUCGUCAAUCGAAUUGAUGUUCUGCAACUGCAAUCAAUCACCAGUAAGCAUCAUCUAGGUGUUUUGAUCCUGUGUGCAUGGUCAUGUUAUUGUUUCAGUUAGUGUGCCACGCGUUGGAUAAGCAUGUCAAGAGCAGGGUGUACUUCAAGAGGUGAUCAAUGCAGACUACCACGACCCGGUGGGCGUCGUGCUCUUCAACAACUCGGAGGCGGACUUUGACAUGAAGCCCGGUGACCGCGUCACACAGAUGAUUGUCUAGGUGAUUGCAAUACUGGAGGUCGUCAAGGUGGAGGACCUUGACGUCACCGUCCGAAGGUCGUCGAGACGAAGGACCUCAACGCCACCAUCUCGAGGUUGCCGAGGUGGAGGACCUCGACACCACCGUCUCGAGGUUGCCGAGGUGAAGGACCUCGAUGGCUUGGUAGAUACAUUUAGAGAAGUAGUCAUGUUAGGUUGGUGGUGGAAUGCUAGGGAAGGUACCCACCUUUCGGUGACUGUUGUGUGCAUCUGAUGUAUAAAUGAUAUCUCGUGAUCUUUUUGAGUUGAGAUGUUCAAUGUUGUAUCCAUGAAUGCUGCAAGUGCU